CUUCGAGUUCUUUCCAGUCAUCAACCCUCGGACAAAUUAUGACAAGACUUGGAUUUUCCCCCAAAAAAUUAACGUGUGCGGUCUAAAACUAUUUCUAUUUUUGGAUAUGUGCAAAUAGACAAUAAGGUUUUGUACUGGUUCAUCUUUUCCUUCUUGAUCGGGCACUAAAUUUCGGACUGUUUCGGACUGGUCUUUUCAUCUUUGGCGAUAACCCUGAGAAAAUACAAUAUUUUCCUAGUGUCCUAAUCAAUGCUCGAUUAUUUCAAGAACCAGGUCCAACGUAUUUCGCAUUCUGAUUCCGCUCCUUUAGCUUAUCAUUAGAAGUUCAUCUCCAGUCAAUCCAUUAAUGGAUUUCGAAAUCCAUCAGCUUCACUUUCUUCUUGUGCCAUUAAUGUCUCAAAGCCAUAUUAUUCCUUUGACAGAUUUCGCUAAACUACUCGUGCGUCGUGGCCUGAUUGUUUCUAUAGUCACGACGCCCCGCAAUGCGAUCAGGCAUAAGGCGGCUAUUGGUCAUUUGGUCGAGGCCGGCCUAAAAAUACAAAUGAUUCCAUUGGAAUUUCCAUCUCAAGAAGUUGGAUUGCCUCAUGGAUGUGAAAACAUGGAUGCACUCACUUCUAUGGAAUUGGCAAUGGACUUUUUUGAAGCAUCUGAGAUGCUAGAAGUUCCAUUGGAAAAACUUAUUGGAGAAUUGGAACCAAAGCCCAGUUGUAUCAUUUCCACUAAUGCUCUACCUUGGACACAAAGAGUUGCCGAAAAAUUCAACAUUCCUAGGUAUAUUUUCGAAACAAUUUCAUGCUUCACUCUCUUGUGUUCUAAGAUCAUGUCUCGUGCCAAUGUCCUAGAUGACAUGAUUUCAGAAUCGGAUCCAAUUUUGGUGCCGGAUAUACCACACAAAAUCGAAUUUAUCAAGUCCCAGUUGCCUGAAGCGACGAAAAAAGCUUCACCAGAUGAUGUUAAAGGGAUUAUAGAUCAAAUAAAACAAGCUCAGAAUUCGGCUCGUGGGACUCUGGUGAAUACUUUCGAGGCAUUGGAGCCAUUUUACGUGGAAGGAUUGAGAAAGGAAAGGAAAAAUGUUUUGUGCAUCGGUCCAGUUUCUUUAUGUAACAAGGAACUUCUCGAAAAAUCUAAUAGAGGAAGUAAAGCCUCCAUCGAUGAGCACUUUUGCAUGAAAUGGCUUGAUUCAAUGAAGCCAAACUCGGUUGUCUACGCCUGCUUUGGCAGCCUUUGUCAUAUAUCUUUUCCACAGCUAAAAGAAAUUGGAUUAGGAUUGGAAGAAUCCAAUUUUCCUUUUAUUUGGAUCAUCAGAGGACAGAAUUAUUCAGCAGAAGUAGAAAAAUGGUUAUCAGAAGAGGGAUUUCAAGAAAGGGUCCAAGGCAGAGGCCUAAUAAUCCGCGGAUGGGCGCCUCAAGUGUUAAUAUUAUCCCAUCCCUCCGUGGGAGGAUUUUUAACACAUUGUGGUUGGAAUUCGACCCUGGAAGGAGUAUCAGCUGGGGUGCCUAUGAUCACAUGGCCUAUGUUUGCAGAACAAUUCUAUAACGAAAACUUUAUCGUAAAUGUACUAGAAAUUGGUGUAAGAAUUGGGGUUAAGGUUGGAAUGAAAUCUGGAGAGGAAGAAGCAAUGGUGAAGAGGGACAGUGUAAAGAAAGCCAUAGAAAAGGUGAUAGGUGAAGAAGAGGAGAUGAAACUAAGAAGGGAAAGAGCUCGAAAACUUGGAAAAAUGGCAAUGGAAGCAAUGCUAGAUGGGGGUUCUUCUUACAAGAAUAUCACAUUGUUGAUUCAAGAUGUCAUGCAGAAAGACAUUCUGGUACAGAAUUGAUUAGAUCUUUAAACCUGAAUAUAUAAGAAUGCACAUGAUAAGGUUGAAUAAAUUGCGCUCAAAUUCAUGACUGAACUCUAUGGGCAUGUUUUCUAAGGUGGUAUAGAUGUUAUUACUAGUAUCAUUUAUUGUAAUGUCCAGUCUCGCUCUGAGUCGAAAGCAAUUUCACAUUGUUGAAUGUUGAUUCAGGAUGUAAUGCAGCAAAAUGAAGUGACAAAAAGAGAGAUUCUAGGUCGAGAUUUAAGAGUUCUUGUAACCUUAAUGUAUACACGUAUGAGUUAAAGUAUAAUACAUUGCAUUCACUUCAUUACUAAACUA
Molecule: messenger RNA, 2134 nt
Organism: Olea europaea var. sylvestris
Lineage: Eukaryota; Viridiplantae; Streptophyta; Magnoliopsida; Lamiales; Oleaceae
Product: UDP-glycosyltransferase 73C5-like
Exons: 1
Coding region: 347-1816 (489 amino acids)
Molecular function (GO): UDP-glycosyltransferase activity
Source: RefSeq, a predicted model, not a curated record